Aspergillus nomiae NRRL 13137 is the source of this 432-nucleotide messenger RNA. RefSeq names its product 40S ribosomal protein uS9. The record is from RefSeq and is a predicted model, not a curated record. NCBI's taxonomy places the organism in Eukaryota, Fungi, Ascomycota, Eurotiomycetes, Eurotiales, Aspergillaceae. The transcript is spliced from 4 exons. Gene Ontology annotation, molecular function: RNA binding; structural constituent of ribosome. Gene Ontology annotation, cellular component: ribosome; cytosolic small ribosomal subunit. The coding region runs from base 1 to 432 and encodes 143 amino acids. Gene Ontology annotation, biological process: translation; maturation of SSU-rRNA from tricistronic rRNA transcript (SSU-rRNA, 5.8S rRNA, LSU-rRNA).
AUGGCUUCCGUCCCGAGUGUGCAAUGCUUCGGCAAGAAGAAGACGGCUACCGCUGUCGCCCACUGCAAGCAAGGCAAGGGUCUCAUCAAGGUCAACGGCCAGCCCCUCUCUCUGGUCCAGCCUGAGAUCCUCCGCUUCAAGGUCUACGAGCCUCUCCUCAUCGUCGGUGCCGACAAGUUCGCCGGUGUUGACAUCCGUGUCCGCGUCUCCGGUGGUGGUCACACUUCCCAGGUCUACGCCAUCCGUCAGGCUAUCGCCAAGUCCCUCGUCGCCUACUACCAGAAGUACGUCGAUGAGCACUCCAAGAACCAGCUGAAGCAGGCUCUUGUCCAGUACGACCGCACACUCCUCGUUGCCGACAACCGUCGCACGGAGCCCAAGAAGUUCGGUGGUCGCGGUGCCCGCGCCAGGUACCAGAAGUCCUACCGUUAA